CAACAACAACAACAACAACGACGACAACGACAACUAUAUCUACCCAUCAUGAUGUUGUUGUUGAUAAUAAAAAUGUUGAUGAUAAUCAUCAUAAUAAUAAUGAUACAAUAAUGUCAUCGACUACAGCAACAGUAAUGGUUCCAACAUCAACAACAACGACGACAACGACAACAUUGUCAUCAACGACAAAGAAAAUGAUGACAAAAACAAGUCAUAAGAAUAAAUGGUCCGUAAAUAGUGAUGGAAAUCAUAAUCAAUUACCAUAUCGUUUAAAUUGUUCAAUGGAUUCAAUGAUAAUACAGGUGAAUCUUUCAUCAUUAUAUACUGAUGGCCAAAUGUCCAAUGACGAUGAUGAUGAACCAUAUGUUUAUCUGGAAAAACUUCGUUCAUUUUCAAUUUGUCGACCUAAAAUGGAAAAAUUUAUGGCAACAUUUGUAUUAUCAUUACAGGAUGAUUUUUAUCGUUGUGGUACAACAAAAAUUCAUGAUCAAAUUACCGGUACACGUAUAUAUUAUAAUCGAAUUGUUGUUGAAACAAAACAACAUAGAAAUAGCAUUAAUGGACAACAACAACAACAACAACGAUCAAUCUAUUUCAAAUGUUCACAGCCAAAUAUUGAUCGAUUACUUGGAUUUAAAGUUGAAACUAGUCCAUUAGAUGAUGAUGAUGAUGAUCUAAUUCUUAAUAAAACUGAACGAAUUAAACGUGAAACAACAUCUUCUUGGAUUGAAGAUUCAAGUGGUCGUUUGGUAAAUUUUACCGAAAUUGAUUUACCCGAAAAUUUUAUGGAAGCUGAAGUAUUGGAUUUUACCGAUAAUAUUACAGCUCGUGCACCAUAUCCACACCUGAAUCUUAAAGUUAAACGUAAUGGUAAAUUUGUUAAUCAAUCAUUAAAUGUUGCACCGGGUACACCAUUAGAAAUGAUUAUUUAUUUGGAUGAUGAAUCGAAACAUGUUUAUGGUUUAUUGGCUAGUUUUAUGAAAGUAACAGAUAAUACUAAUCGUCAACAAGAAGUAAUUGUAUUGAAUGGUUGUUCAAUUGAUCCAUAUAUUUUUGGUAAUUUUGAAUCAAAUGAUGGUGGUGAUUCAAUAUCGGCAAAAUUUCGUGCAUUUAAAUUUCCUGAAUCAAAUUAUGUUAUGUUUAUCGGUACGGUUAAUGUUUGUCUGGAUAAAUGUCAAGAAACACCUUGUGGUAAUGGAAUAUAUGCACUUGGUCGUCGUCGUCGUCGUCGAAAACGAUCAUUACCAAUGGAAAUGCCAAAAGAUCCAAAUAAAGUAUUUGAAAUUGAAAUGAUGGCCUAUUUACGUAUUGGUUAUAGUGAUGAAGAAUUAGCUAAACAUCGUAUUCGACAAUCAACAAUACAAGCUACAGGUAUUGUUGAUCAAACAAAAUCAAUGAUUACAGAAUCUGGAAAAAAUCCACCAAUAGUUGCCCAUUUAAUCGAUAAUAAACAAAAUGAAAAUAAUGAUGAUGCUCAAUACGAAUCAUUGACAAGUUCCUUCUCAUUAUCAUCAGCAUCAUCAAGUUUAAUAAUGAUAAAAUCAAUUUCUAAUUAUAGUAGCCAUUUAUUUUCAAUUAUUUUUCUGUUAACAUUCAGCAGGUAUAUUAUUUUCCAUUAUUAG
Dermatophagoides pteronyssinus (European house dust mite) is the source of this 1622-nucleotide messenger RNA. RefSeq lists its product as uncharacterized. The record is from RefSeq and is a predicted model, not a curated record. NCBI's taxonomy places the organism in Eukaryota, Metazoa, Arthropoda, Arachnida, Sarcoptiformes, Pyroglyphidae.